Messenger RNA from Linum trigynum, 651 nucleotides. Lineage: Eukaryota; Viridiplantae; Streptophyta; Magnoliopsida; Malpighiales; Linaceae. The record is from the annotation of a GenBank genome assembly.
AUGAAUAUUCCAGCUCUUCUUCAAGGCCUUGGUUGGAGUUCUUUGGUUGAAAAUAUGUGGUUCAGCUACUGUCAAGAAGCUGUUUGUAUGUUUUAUGUCAACAUCAAACGUGGUCCUGGUCCUGAUCCAGCCUUCUUCACGACUGUAGUUUUCAACUAUGAAAUCACAGUCACACAUGAGUUGUUGGCGACGACUCUUGAUCUUCCUCAUUCAGGACUUCGCGCUAGGAUAAAUAGUGAGUUCGGUGAGCUGGGUUUCGACUUUGAUGCUGCUCUGGAGUCCCAUACUCGUGAUAUAGCUCAAUUUUUUCCCUCUUGUCUUACUUCUGGUCGAUUACCUUAUGAUCUCAAGGCCCUCGUAAGCCUAUCACUGGCUCAGGGGGGAUCAUGGUUAGUCCUGCGUCACAACUCACAUGCUUCUGGAAGACUGGUUGAUGCCCUCGUAGAUGUUGUUGUUACGGUAAUCAAGCGAGAGUCAUCAAGUGGAAGGAAGCAGACUACUACUCUGGACUCACUUAGAAGAGAGGAUCUGAUGUGGCCUAAGUUUGUGUAUGAAUAUGGAGCAAUUAAUGACCCGAUUAGUUCUGAUUCAGAGUUUGGUGAUGUCGAUGGUAUCUCUGAGUAUGAGUCUCCACCAGAGUAUCCAUUAUAG